AUGGCAGAGCCGAUAUGUCGUUGUGAGGAAUUUUAUAUAACCCCUCCCUCCUAUCACUUCCUUCCGCAAACAGCCCUCCGGCGUGUUGACUUUGCGGACGAAAGCAAUCAGCAAACAGUAUCCCCCAAUCCCAGUACAAACUCGAGUUCAACUACAACGGAAUAUAAUGGCUUCCGCUCUAGAAGUCUUGAACCCUCGCCUUACAAUUCCUUCAAACAACAUCACGUCCCUACUGCUCCUAUUCUCACUCCAAACCCCAUUCGUGCAAGAAAUCGUCAACAGCUUCAAGUGGCAUUCAGCACUCCGGAAAGUGACUACGAGACUCCGGAGACAGUGUGGCGACGAGCUCAGCUAAUAACGCCGUCUGUUCGUCGAACAGAGAGCUCUCGAUAUCCAUAUAAACUUCUUCCAGACAAUGUUCAAAGCAACUUGAGCGGUGCUAGAGCUCAGAUUGGUGCGGAUGCCACUUCUAAAGGCCUUUCACGCUCACCAGAAGAGGUGACACCCAAGCCAACACUUCAUUUUGGACCCAGGAAACGAUUCACUGGACUAACUAGCUCGGUUAGACGAGAAUUGCUUGCGCCACAAAUUCAAAGAAGAUACUUUAGGCCUGUGAAGACUGAUGAUGAGGACUCCGACAAUGACGUUGAUUGUAGUGUGGAAACGAAACCCAUAACCCUUGCUGAGGUUCUGAAGCAAAGAAAUGGAGUACGUUCUAAAACUGUAAAAUGCAUUAGAUUGGCAUAA
This is a messenger RNA of Rodentolepis nana, 747 nucleotides long. The record is from the annotation of a GenBank genome assembly. Lineage: Eukaryota; Metazoa; Platyhelminthes; Cestoda; Cyclophyllidea; Hymenolepididae.